Hippocampus zosterae (dwarf seahorse) is the source of this 1995-nucleotide messenger RNA. RefSeq lists its product as uncharacterized. The transcript has 3 exons. The coding region runs from base 106 to 978 and encodes 290 amino acids. NCBI's taxonomy places the organism in Eukaryota, Metazoa, Chordata, Actinopteri, Syngnathiformes, Syngnathidae. The record is from RefSeq and is a predicted model, not a curated record.
GACGUAUACGUCACUUCCGCGAAGAGUCAUCGAUACUGCUACGAAGAAAAGCAGCGUGACCUACGAAGUGCACUUGAUGGAAGAAGUCUUCAAACUUGAUUCGAAAUGGCAUUCCAAGAUCACGCGUAUACGAGUACCACAUAUGAUACAGUUAACCCCGUGGAGACGAUUUAUAAUUGGAGCCUGAAAGAAGCAGAAGAGCUUGUGAAGCUAAGGAUGUCAAAUAAUUACCUCUUUUCUGGGAAAAGAAAUACUUCCGCGUGGGCAUGGAUGGCCAUCCUCAGACAUAUGGGCUUGCAAUACAAACUGAACCACCAUCAAGCCAAAAAAAAAUGGCAAAACCUAAGGCAACGAUACAAGGAGCUCAAGGACAAAAGCCAUUGUUAUAUGUGGCCUCUCUUCAAUUUGAUGGAUGAUGCCAUGGAGGGUCGGCUGGAAGGCAGUGCCCCCGUUUUGGGAAUCUGCGCUGAAGAUAAAUUGUGUAUUUCGCCCAGAGGUAAGAAGAGAAAGAGAACCCCAGUGAGCAUCUCACCGGCUCAAGUCACGAACAUUGACCCGGAAAUUGAGGUGACAUUGAAUGGAGAUAGUGGAACAGGAGAGGAGGAGGAUGGUGGUGAUGAGGAUGGGAUGGAAGACAGCCAGGAGUUCAUGUCACAAGACGAGGCAACGGAGAGGGAAAAGCGAUUCAUUGAGCUGGAGCGCAUGGCUCUGCAACGAGACAGGGCAUUGCUGGAGCGGGAGAUUGCCAUUGUGGACCGGGACCGAGCCCUGAUGGAGCGUGAGAGGCUGCUGAUAGAGCGGGAGAAAGAGAUGGUGGCCAAGGACCGAGAUGCCAUCAAUAGGGAGCGGCAGGCGCUGGAGAGACAGAAAGCCCUGUCGGAACCCCCCACCUCCCGGAAGACCACCAGAGACAAUGACUCAAUGGAGAGGACGGAACGCUUUCUGGAUUUAUUCGAAAAACUAAUUGAUAGUUUUUGAUUGGGAUGAAACCGUGGUCCUUUUGGCCCCAAAAUGACAUCUUUUUAAAAUCAAAAGCAGGGACUUCUUUUUAAAAAAAUGUUUUUUAAACAAUCAUGAAUAAUUACAUUAAAAACAAGCUUUUUGUUUUGCAAGAGGUCUGCAAAAGAAUUUUAUUUACUCAUGUGGUUAUACUAUACAGAGCACACAGGAGCAAGCAGUUAGCAUUGUUAUUCGCCACAAUGCUCCUUCCAGUUCAUGAACAAUAGUCUUUGGAAUAAGCUAUUGUGCACAAAAAUCUUGACUGAAUUUACUGUAUAUUUUUAUAUUCGGGGAUGAGAAUUUUCAGACCAAAAUGACCAUGGACCUCUUGGAGAUCUCCAGGUCGUGCGGUGCAUUAUGGGUCACGUGCUUUGCCCCAGUGCCUGUCAAUUUGAAUGCCGAUAACAUUAACUAUGGAAAUGAAUCGCACGGCGGCCGUAGUUUCAUGAGUGAAAUGAGUUUUAAAUGACAAGGUUUAAUUUUUUUUAAUUAGAAAGACAUCUACUUCGCAUUGGUUGAAAUGUCCAAAUCGUAGCUUUCUACAUUGACCCCAUUCAAAAUUUGUAGCGGGAGAAAAUCCCUUACACCAUAAUGCACCGCGCGCCCCGGACAUCGGUGGGUGGAAAGUUUGACGUCCGUAGUUUUUAUUUUUUCAUUUUCCGUCGUGAGAGGUGAGUGGCUCUGACAUUUAAAGUGUGGUGUUCAUUUAUUGGUUACGUUUAAUUCCCGCCGCUGCUAUCACCGAUGAACGGACGCUCACGUUAGUUUUAGCUAGCGCUAAAUUGUCGUAGCCCAGAUUGUCAUCCGUGCCUCAGUUUACCUCAAUUAAUGUGCCGUUUAUUUAUUUGGUCUAUGUGAUAAGAACAUGAGCAUCCAAGUUGGGAGGACGCCCCCCCCCCAUCGACUUGGCCUGUUUCGCUCCAUACAAAGACAAUUAUGUUUUUCAGACUAUUUUCUCAAUUGUCAUUCGCAUCCCUGUAUAUUAGAAUACAGACU